GGCUAUCUGUGGUGGGGAUUAGAUUUUGCCGAAAUGGCGGUACCUUGUAAUGUUGUAGAUAUAGAUGUAGGUGGCAAAGAAAGUAGGUACCCUUUUUGGCUAAGAUGGAGUCGCACUUCAAAUGAACACUUAAAAGAGGCAGAAAAGAAGCUGAUAUCACGAAUUAAAAGCAAUGUUGAGGCUUUCUUUGUGCCUAUUUUUAAUGGAUCUUGUUACAUCCGUACAUUUGUAUGCCGUGGAUUUAAAAGUAGUCAGCCAGCGCAUGAAAACAAAGUGAACAAUGAAAAUGUUUUACCCAUUGUGCUCAUCCAUGGCUUUGGUUCUGGUUCUGCUCUUUGGUGUAAAAAUAUUGACGCGCUUGCACACUAUCGCACUGUAUAUUCGUUAGAUGUUUUAGGUUUUGGAAGAAGUUCUCGGCCCAGUUUCCCUGCUGAUGCUGUUGCAGUUGAAGAGAAAUGGGUUGAGUCUAUUGAGGAAUGGAGAUCAUCUUUAAAUAUCGAAAAGUUUAUUUUGCUCGGCCAUAGCCUAGGUGGAUUCUUAGCCUGCUCCUAUUCACUUACGUACCCUCAAAGGGUUGCGCAUUUGAUCUUAGCAGAUCCUUGGGGUUUUGUCGAAGACCCCCUGAAAGCCAAAGAACAUUCAAAUGUUGGCUUAGCUCAAGCAUGGAUGUUUUCAACCAUACGGCAUAUAUUCCGCCCAUUUAACCCUCUCACUUUCCUUCGGGCUGCUGGACCCUUUGGUCCCACUUUGAUUCACCAUUUCCGUCAAGACCUUAGGGGAUUUUUUGACCAGAGACCAAUACGAGAUGGAGAGAUAUUGGAGAUACCUCCAGAAGAACAACUUAAGUCAACAGGAUCCAUGUCAUUUGAUGAUCAAAUUCAAUCGACUGAUGGUGAAGAUAAUGGUGCGUUUGAGUUAUCUUCCACUGAAGACAAGACGUUGAAGACUAGUGCUACUCAUAAAACUACUUCUGGUUCAGUGGGUUCCCUAGGCUUUGAUGAUCUAGAUGGCUCUGUGGCACUGGAUUACGUUUAUCACAUUAACUGUCAACAUCCAAGUGGAGAAGCGGGAUUUAAAUCAUUGUGUAGUUCUGUUGGAUGGCCUCAACGACCCAUGUUAGAUAGAAUUGCUCAACUCGAUGCUUCUCUUCCUGUCACUUUCAUUUAUGGUUCUCGAUCAUGGAUGGAUAUGUCAUCUGGACAUAAAACUCGUGCUCUUCGUCCUAAUUCCUAUGUGGAUGUAAAAGUGAUUGAAGGCGCUGGACAUCAAGUCUAUGCACAAAUGUCAGAAGAAUUCAAUGCUUAUGUAAAUAAAAUUGGACAACGUGUUGACAAUAAUGAUCCAUUCACUCCAGGUGAUUAUUGUCCACCUGUAAAUAAUUCUAAGCAGAUGAACAAUCCGAAUGAAAACACAAAUUCUCCAACUGAUAAUAGCAAUCGUUCAACUAAAGGACAUAAUGGUCGAAUUCGUCGUAAACGAUCCUCUGUCGCACUGGUCACUCAAGAUACAUCGUCACAUCUAUAUGGACGUUUAAAUCACAACGGUAAUUCAGAUGCUAAAAAUGUAGAGAAAGAUGCAGAAGCCAGUGAUGAAGCCUCUGAUUGAUUAAAAACACACAACCACCGGUUCUGAUUUCAUCAUAUCUUCAGAUUUAUUCACGCAUACACACACACACACACUGUGUACAUUGCUUUCUCUGGCCUGUUACUUUUCUAACUUACUAAACAGAGUUUCUUAAAGUGGCUUAACGCUUCCGCUUACCUUGAUGAUAACCAAACAACCGAGCCUGACUGAUUAACUUAGUAGUAGUGUGUAGUCUUUCCUCACUGCUUACAUAUGAAGCACACAUACAAUAUAUAUAAAUGUACAACGUUCGAUUCUAUUCGUAUGCUUGCGCUCUGUGUUUAAUUUAUAAUAAUAAAAAUAUUUUUACCUAAUAUUAGCUUUUAUUCACUCAGUAACAGCUUCAAAAUAAUUUUAUUGUUGCUGCGUUUCUUUUAUUUUCUUUUUUGUUUUUUAAUAAAAAACCAUUUGCGGUUAUUUCAAACUGGCUUUCAAUAUUUUACACAAAAUCAUACAGAUUAUUGUUAUUAUUACUAUUAUCUCUAUUUAAGAAAAGAUUUUAAUAUUUCGGUUAAUUUUUUUAAUAUUUAAUAUGCUAUUUACUGUAGUAGAUGCGCGCUUAUUAUGAAAAAAGGCAAGACGGUGUUGAUUAGAGAACACAAUUAAAUUCUCUCACCCCCUGUAAACUGUUAUUUUCCUCUCCUCAUUUUUUUGUUUUUUGUAAUUUUAUUCAGAGAAACAAAACACACACACACAAACAUACGUUGUCUUUCCAGGCUAUAUAUAGUUUUUCUCCAGAUGCCUUUUGAAACAUGAUCUUUUGAUCAUUGUGUUUUUCAAAAAACAUUCCACUAUUGAAUAUAAUAUAAUAUGGACCAAUAUAAUAUAUGUGGACCAAUGAAACCCCCUCCGACCCCUGACCCCCACUCACCCACGCACUCUCCCCAGGUACGGGAGAAAAUUACACUUCCAGUUUCUAAUUUUUUGUUUUAAAAAAAGAAAAUUUCACUUCAAUACUUUUAUUGUUUCCCCCCAACCCUCUCAUUAUUCGAUGUCUUUUACUAUUAUUAUUAUGAUGAUGAUGAAGGCUAUUCGAUUAUUUUAUUUUUAUUUCUUUCAAUUUUAUUCGACAGUUCUUAUAUGAUUGUACACUUGGUUCCUUUUAGUUUUGUGCGAAUUGAGACUAGUAAAAAAUAUUCAGCUUUGAAUACAUAUACAUAUAUACCCUCAGUGAUAUAGAUUGUUUAUCAAUAAAAAAAAUUGUUAGCUUGCUCUGGAAUAUUACCUGAAGUGUUUUUUGAAAUCCGUCUCAUUGUCUGUCUGUCUGUCUCUCUGUCUAUCUAUUGUCAUGCUUUCAACGAUGGUAGUUAGGCUGCGUUUGGU
Messenger RNA from Trichobilharzia regenti, 2946 nucleotides. The record is from the annotation of a GenBank genome assembly. Lineage: Eukaryota; Metazoa; Platyhelminthes; Trematoda; Strigeidida; Schistosomatidae.